This is a messenger RNA of Hippocampus zosterae (dwarf seahorse), 547 nucleotides long. RefSeq names its product neuromedin S (gene nms). The transcript has 7 exons. The coding region runs from base 82 to 405 and encodes 107 amino acids. NCBI's taxonomy places the organism in Eukaryota, Metazoa, Chordata, Actinopteri, Syngnathiformes, Syngnathidae. The record is from RefSeq and is a predicted model, not a curated record.
CCCAGCAGAGAGCGCACAAAUCGGACAGAGAACUUUGGAAAAAAUCAAAGGGAAGGAAAGAAAGACUUUGACAGUGGAGACAUGACCGUUCCACAACUUGCACUUUUCUGUCUGUUCUGCUGCGGAUGUUGGCGAUCCACAGACGCUAGUCAUAUCCAGAGAUUGGAAGAUGAACUUCUCUUCAGAACGGUUCGAGGAGAUGAACCCGCUCAACUCUCACGGAGAGACGACGACGAGCGCCAGCAAGUCCAGAAUCUUUUCAAAAGGUUCCUGUUUCAUUAUUCAAAAGCGAGGACCUCUGCUGACCCAGAGGAGAACAUGUCCGACUCUGUUCACCCUCUGAUGAGACUUUCGCCGAAGCUGUCUCAGCGGAGGAAGAAGACGGUGGUGCUUCUGAAUAUUUGAGAUGGGUCACCGCAACAUCGUGCUUGACCAAACAAAACAAAACAAAAAACGUGAGGGCUCAGCUCAGGAUGUUACAGUGCGGACGUGGCGUUCCAGGAGGAACGACGGCGCGCUCGAAUUGCUUGUGAACGUGACUUAGACG